This is a messenger RNA of Ostertagia ostertagi, 569 nucleotides long. Lineage: Eukaryota; Metazoa; Nematoda; Chromadorea; Rhabditida; Trichostrongylidae. The record is from the annotation of a GenBank genome assembly.
AUGCGCGCCGCCCUCGCUGGCGUCGUCGCCCUCGGCGCCGUCAUCACCCCUGGUGUUUGCGCCUCUGGUGUUUGCGGCCUUGGGACUGACGUCGCCCACGCGGCCGAAGCGCCGAAGCGGGUCGUCGCCGCUGGCGGCGCGCUCACCGAAAUCCUCUAUGCCCUGGGGCUUGCCGACCGCGUCGUGGGUGUCGACACCACCAGCACCUUUCCAGCAUCGGCCCUGAAGGAGAAGGCGCAGAUCGGCUAUGUGCGCCAGCUCAGCCCCGAAGGAAUCCUGUCCCUGCAGCCGGAUGUGCUGUUGGUGCAGGAGGGAGCGGGGCCGCCAUCAGCCCUUGCGCUGGUCGAACAGGCGGGCGUGCGCAUCGUGAAGGCGCCGGAGGCCUCGGGCGAGCAAGCGGUCAUCGACCGCAUCCAUCUCGUCGGCGAACUCAUGCAGGCGAAGGACAAAUCCGACGUGCUCGCCGCCUCCGUCAGCGCCAGUUUCACUGCGCUGAGGGAGAAGCGCCAGAGAAUCGACAGGCCCACCCGGGUGAUGUUCGUUCUCAGCCUGCAGAAUGGUCGUCCGCU